GUUUCCUGAAGCCCUACUAACAUGCUGAAGCUGUGGCAUGUACUUUUCUGCCAAAUGGCAAUAAGUAUCACUUACCACUUUGUCAAAGCCAACGUGUGCCUCAGAGGUCAGGACAUCUCAGCGAAAGUCAGAGAAAACAGUCCACCUGGGGCGUUUGUCGCAAACCUCAGCAUAGCGAAAGACCCAGGAGCCAAUAGCAUCCGCCUGUGCCUAACCGGUGACAACGCUGAUUGGUUCUACCUGGAGGAGAAAUCCAUCAGACUCAACACAUCCAUCUCAAGAGUGCUCGACCGGGAGGUCCAGGGGCCUGUUUUAAUUGCAGCAUUAACAUGCUACGAAGAUGACACCAUACAGCGCGAGUACAGAAUCACGGUGGAGAUCCUGAACGAGAACGACAACGCACCGGCGUUCGCGGAGCGGACCGCCCAGCCCUUUGACGUAAGUGAGAUGACCGCGGUGAACGCGGCCGUAUUCACCGUCCAUGCCAGGGACGCGGAUAACGACCCCGUCGUCUUCGCCAUCGACACGUCGUCGGCCGACGCCAGCUUCUUCAGAAUAGACCGGCCUAAGAGUGGGAAGGUGGUGUUGGCCAAACCUCUGGAUUACGAAACCAAAACCAGGCUGCAGUUUGUCAUUUACGCCGUGGAGGCAAACACCAAGGAGAGGCACAACUCCACAGCCGUCAUCAGGGUGAAUGUCCUGGACGGGGAUGACCAGUACCCCCAGUUCCAGCCCUGCACCCCCCUCUCUCAGGAGGAGACGCCCCCCAUCUGCACCAGCCCCGUCUACACGGUGAACAUCAGUGAGAAAGAGCAGGACUCCAUCUUACAUUUCUCCCCCGGUCCCAUUCACGCUGAGGAUGGGGACAGAGGGCUGAUGACCCCACUGGUAUACACCAUUCUGUCAGGUGCCGACAGCGGAAUGUUCCGGAUCGACAACGGGACCGGGGAGGUGGCGCUGACGCGACGUGUCCAGAGCAGGCUGCUGACCCCAGACCUGAGACUGAGGAUCAUGGCCUCCCAGAGGGACGACCCGAAAAAGUACGCGGUGGCCACGGCGCUGGUCCGAGUCCUGGCCGAGAACCGCUUCCCGCCCCGCUUCAACAGAACCGCCUACAGGGGCUACGUCACGGAGAACAGCGGCCCGGCCGCGCUGGUCAACAGCCACGGGGACCAGCUGCUGGUGGUGCGGGCUGAGGACCCAGACUUUGAAGAUGGAGUUAACCCAAAGCUCCAGUACUCUCUGAGUCCACAGCCCAACAGCACCGGGCUGUAUCACGUCACGCAGGAAGGGCUGGUCAUCGCCCGGGCAAACCGGCUACACGCUCCGGAGAAACACCUGCUACAGGUGCUAGCAACAGACCAGGAGUCAGGGGAAGUGGUGAAUGCCUCCAUUUACAUUGAAGUUCUCCAAAAAGACCAACCAGUUCCCCAGAGCCCGUUCGGGGAGGGGCGUCUGUUCGGGAUGGGGGACGUGGGCGUGGACGUGGGCGUGGCUGGGGGCCUG
Molecule: messenger RNA, 1506 nt
Organism: Conger conger (European conger)
Lineage: Eukaryota; Metazoa; Chordata; Actinopteri; Anguilliformes; Congridae
Product: cadherin-related family member 5-like
Exons: 13
Biological process (GO): multicellular organism development; cell morphogenesis; adherens junction organization
Cellular component (GO): adherens junction; membrane; catenin complex
Molecular function (GO): cadherin binding; calcium ion binding
Source: RefSeq, a predicted model, not a curated record